Molecule: messenger RNA, 525 nt
Organism: Caenorhabditis elegans
Lineage: Eukaryota; Metazoa; Nematoda; Chromadorea; Rhabditida; Rhabditidae
Source: the annotation of a RefSeq genome assembly
AUGGGCUUAUUCUUCUCUAAAAUUUCUUCCUUCAUGUUUCCAAAUAUCGAAUGUCGUACAUUGAUGCUCGGUUGAGAUGGAGCCGGAAAAACGACUAUUCUCUAUAAGCUGAAGCUUAAUAAGACAGUCAAUACAAUUCCAACCAUUGGAUUCAACGUGGAGACUGUUACCUUCCAAAAACUCACUCUCAUUGUUUGGGAUGUUGGAGGUCAGAUACUAAAACACUACUUUCCAAAUACCACAAUAUUAGUGUUUGUGGUGGACAGUUCGGAUAUUGAGCGGAUUCCCGAGGCAAAGGAAAAAUUGUUCAGUUUGCUCGCCGAGCCAGAGCUUGCGGAUUCUCAUCUGCUUGUCUUUGCAAACAAGCAGGAUAUGCCGAAUGCAAGAUCACCAGCCGAGCUGACUCAGCUGCUUGAUUUGGGUUCACUCAAGAAUAGAGAGUGGUUCAUCUGUGGUACAAACACUCACUCUGGACAAGGUCUCUACGAAGGUCUGAUGUGGGUCAAGAAGCAGAUGAAGACAUAA